Scophthalmus maximus (turbot) is the source of this 2154-nucleotide messenger RNA. RefSeq names its product transmembrane protein 26-like. Bases 210 to 1172 code for a protein of 320 amino acids. The record is from RefSeq and is a predicted model, not a curated record. NCBI's taxonomy places the organism in Eukaryota, Metazoa, Chordata, Actinopteri, Pleuronectiformes, Scophthalmidae. The transcript is spliced from 6 exons.
CAGCCUUUCGUGAGUCGUGGUGUGUAUCAAGCAGCUUCAUCCUACUCCAAAAAAAAAAAAAAAAAAUGGAUGGGACGUUCUUUUACAGGCGGGGCUUAAACUUUUAGGGGAUCUCCUCGACAGCCCACCUCCCACUGUGACUUCUACUUCUCGUCCGGGACCUGAUCGGGAACGAUGGCCAGUGCACGACGGUGACCUGCACCCGAAGCAUGGGCCUGGUGAAGUUCACGUGCGCGGUCGUCACCCGAGGGCUGUUCAUCCUCGUGGCCCUGGCCGGCGUGUGGAGGGUGACCUCGGUGAAGCAGGACCACACUUACUGGCUCUUGACUCUGCUCUUUCUGCCGCUCGUCCUUGAAAUGAUCGUGACCCUGAACAGGCGAAAGGGACAGGAUUACAAAUGGUUUUCUCCUGCUAUCUUUCUGUUUCUUAUCAGUAUCAUUCCCUCCAUCUGGCUCCUGGAGCUCCACCACCAGCAGAACACAGUCAACGACACUGAGUGCAAAAAACUCGACUCAUUUGAGAGUUUGCGUAGAACAUUCAUGAUGAACGAGACCUUUGGAAACUUAACACAAGACAACUACCUGAAGAAGUUUAACCAGGCGUUGUCAGCUGUCUGUUCCCGCGAAUGGAUCCUGGCUCUCCAUCAGAUCCUGCUCAUCCUCCUCAUCGUGGGGAAGUGGUUGCUCCCCCUGGGAGGCGGAGUCACCCGGGACGAGCUCUCGCAGCUUCUCCUUAUUUUCAUUGGCACGGCGGCAGACAUCCUCGAAUUCACUAGUGAGACGCUAUUAGAUGUCAAAGAGAAGAGUCCUCAGCUGGUCUACAUUAUCUUAGGUGUAUGGACUUGGAGCAUGUUGCAGUUCCCCUUACAUCUGGCCGUGGUUAGCUCCAAGCCGGGCAGUGAGGACGAGCCGCGUGUCCAGGAGACGUCCCUCUUGACUAAACACAGCACCGACAUGUGGCACAUCACCGAGGCCUUGUUCAUUCAGGACGGGCCUUUUCUGGUGGUCAGGCUCAUCGUCAUGACCUACUCCAGAGUCUUCCACCAGAUGCUGGGUUUCUUUGCCAUCAAGAACUUCCUGGUGGUCAUACUGAACUUGUACAGGUUGACUGUUAUAUGCCAGAACUUUAGACAUCCCAGCAGUAGCACCAGCGGGGCCAUUGCUGACCAAUGAGUCGGACAAGUGCGCUCAGUGGGCAGGCCGCAGAUGGAUUCAUGUACCAAAGUUUUACAUUUAUAGUAGAUUGACUAGAUAGUAGUAGUAGAUAGAUCGAAAGCAGUUAGUCGUUAAUAAUUAAUGCUGUUUUAUAUAUAAUAAACCAUUUUCUAGCACUUGCUAAACAUAGGCACUGCCUAACAUCUGACUCGAGUCAAAAUCAGAAUCAGAAUGAUCUUUCUUGUUAUUAUACUCAAGUACAAUGAAAUUUGGCAUGGCUUCUCUCAUACAGGACAAAAAAAUAAGAAAUGUCUGCACGCGCCGCCAUCGUACAAUAACUUCAUUUAGGCAGGCUCAGGCCAGCUCAGUGAAAACCAAACUACUACUUCAACAUGACUGUAUAGUGUAUGGACAAGUUUGGCUUUCUUUAGGCGUAUAUAAAGAGUCCUUCAUCUAGUGUAGCCUGUUUGACAGAAUAACUGAUGUUACAACAAAUAACAGAAACUGUAGGUAAAGGGCAAGAAAAGAAGGAAGCAGAACAUAACAGGAAAAAGAUGUCGGGAUCCACAUAGAAAGAUAUCCUGAUAUGAUUACAUGCAAACAGAUAAUGCACAGAACUAAGCAUACCAGCACAAAGCAGUGUAUGAAAAUAUGUCCCAUAGCACAAAAAUCUGUUUGCAACACCGCACGUUCAGUAACUGAAGCCAAGCUACUGCUUUGAUAAGGAUUGGACGGAUUUCUAACAGUGUGAUGUGUUGUGCUUUGUUGAACAGGAGGCAGGGCAGGGAGAACAGGAAGAGAGGAAGACAUAAGAGAGAUAUAUGCUCAAUGACACAAAGGCCCUCUGGAGCUGACAGAAGCUGAGAUCGGAGAACACUUUUCCUGGCCUUAACCUAGACAGGAAGUUAAAUCCGUGACUGUGAAAACAUCCUACCCUAUGGUCAUUGUCUGUUUGACAACACCAUAUAUGUAUAUAUAUAUACAUAAAAAAUAAAAUAUA